This is a messenger RNA of Thyridium curvatum, 2253 nucleotides long. RefSeq lists its product as uncharacterized. NCBI's taxonomy places the organism in Eukaryota, Fungi, Ascomycota, Sordariomycetes, Thyridiales, Thyridiaceae. Gene Ontology annotation, biological process: asparaginyl-tRNA aminoacylation. The record is from RefSeq and is a predicted model, not a curated record. Gene Ontology annotation, cellular component: mitochondrion. Bases 1 to 2253 code for a protein of 750 amino acids. Gene Ontology annotation, molecular function: ATP binding; asparagine-tRNA ligase activity. The transcript has 4 exons.
AUGGGUCCUAGGGCCGUCUCUCGCUCCGGUGCGAGCUUCGCCGCGCGAGCUCUCCGUCAAGCCGCUUUCAAACCCCAGACUUGCACACGAAGACACGCCUCCUACGAUGCCAAGCGCCGAUCUAUUGCGAAGCUCCUGGAAUGGACACCGAAGGAGCCCUCAACGAUAGUGGUUGACGGGUAUGUGCGCUCCGUGCGUGCUAUGAAGAGUCACCACUUUGUGGCUCUGGGGGACGGCUCUUCGAUACAGCCACUUCAAGCUGUGCUGCCCGCACAGAAGGCUGAAGGGUUGGCAGUCGGUGCGGCCGUGCGGCUGACAGGCUCUUGGGUUGCUUCCCCGGGGGCUGGCCAGAGCCAUGAACUGCAUGUCAGUCAGGCAGAGGUCGUCGGUCCGUCCGACGCAAAGACGUUCCCGAUCCAGAAGAAGUAUCAGACCCCAGACUUCCUUCGCACCAUACCGCAUUUACGACCGAGAACACCCUUCAACUCUGCUCUCCUGCGCUUCCGUUCCGAAGCGAUCACACAUCUGAACCAGUUCUUCGCGGAUCGACUCUUUACACAGACGCACCCUCCUCUGAUAACAUCGUCGGACUGUGAGGGCGCGGGUGAAGUUUUCACUGUGGCUCCGGCAAACAAGACACCUCCCACAAGUGAUGGAUCCGAGACAAACGAAGACUUCUUUCGAUCGACCAAAUACCUGACAGUGUCCACUCAACUACACCUUGAGGCUCUAGCCCAGGCCGUUGGGAACGUCUGGACCCUCUCGCCGACCUUCCGUGCCGAAAAGAGUGACACUUCGAGACACUUGAGCGAGUUCUACAUGCUCGAAGCUGAGAUGUCGUUCGUGGACGAUAUGGCAAGUGUCAUGGACCUCGUGGAGGACAUGCUUCGCAGCCUAAGUACCGACGUUUUCAGGACUGCAGCAGCACAAGAUCUCCUGCAGCGAACCAAGCAAAGUGCCAAUGACCUUGCGCCUGCCUCAGAAGUGGUUCAACGCUGGGAAGGCUUGAUGAAACAGGCGUGGCCGCGCAUCACAUACACAGAGGCGAUCGAGAUUCUGAAGGCGAGCAGACAGAAGUUCGCACACAAGCCAGAAUGGGGCUCUGGCUUGCAAUCAGAACACGAGAAGUACCUCGCAAGUACGGUCGGCGAAGGGAAGCCCAUCUUCGUCACCGAUUAUCCCCGUGCCAUCAAGGCCUUCUACAUGCUUCCGAGUCGCUCGACGAGCUUGUCUACUGGCAGCAUUUCGAGUGUCUCGGCAGGCAGACUCGACGGUCCCGUCCGAGAUGACGGGUCCCGCUUGACGGUAGAAUGCUUCGACUUGCUCGUGCCCGAAUACUGCGAGAUUGCUGGCGGCUCGAUGCGCGAGCACCGCCUGCCACAACUGCUCGAUGCAAUGGCUAUGCACGGAAUGGCGCCGCCGACCCUGGAUUCUCCUCACCAGGCCGAGGCGGGAUCCGAGAGUGAGGCCUCUAUCUCCCAAGCCGGCAGCCUCGACUGGUAUGUCGACCUCCGUCGCUGGGGAUGCCCUCCGCAUGGAGGUUUCGGGCUUGGGUUCGAUCGGCUGCUUUGCUACCUGUCUGGCGUCCAAACGAUCCGUGACAUUGUUGCCUUCCCCCGGGAUACCACGCUUCGAGACUUGGCCGUGGGUCGUCGACAGUCAUCCCCUGCUGCCGUACUCCUCACGCCUCGCGUACAUUUGACAAGAGGGUCGGUACUCGUGUGGGCCGUCGCACAACAGCCAUUCGAUCUGCGACCGCUGCAAGCAACCAUUUGUCCUCCCGAUAUGUCUCUUGCCGUGGCCUGCUGUCCACCGUUGGACUCUGCCUGGAUGCAGCAGCGCGGAAACCCGCCCAGCGCGAGCCGGCGGCUGGCUACGUCAGGCGCAUGUGGGAGAGGCUUGCAUCUGACAAGCCCCCCUCCCCUUGGGUCUUCCCGUGUCACUCUGGAAAUUUUACGGCCUUAUGUUGGUUAUUGUCCGCGGCCAUCCUUCGUGCAGGACCAUGCAGAUAGCCAGCGAAAAGAAAACCUGCGCAUGCCAUGCUUCAUGCUCCCUCGACCUCGAGCAAGAUGUUGGGAGCAUCUGACGUCCGACUUUUCCACCUAUCACACACGGCAGCGUCCCAACCGAUCGACACUUCGAGGGACAGGAAUCGCUAUAUCGCGGACUGCAAACAGUGUCACCACCGAUCUGCAGUUUGGUGACGCCCUCCUCCUCUCCGCCUCACCUUGCGGUUUUUUGGCCCCCAAAUAG